Molecule: messenger RNA, 1148 nt
Organism: Stegostoma tigrinum
Lineage: Eukaryota; Metazoa; Chordata; Chondrichthyes; Orectolobiformes; Stegostomatidae
Exons: 7
Coding region: 317-1132 (271 amino acids)
Source: RefSeq, a predicted model, not a curated record
UCGCAUAAACAGCUUGAGCCUCGCCCUCAGGUGACGCUCCGAACCUGCUUCCGAACAUAAACAGCUCCGAACCUGCUUCCCACUUUCCAAACAGCCCGUCCCCAAGCUGGCAUUGAUCGGGCACUCUGCCUCGCCCCUCCCCCCCCCCCCCCCCCACACACACACACACACACACACACACACACACACACACACACACGCACACAUCGCAGUCUCCCAUUCCGCUCGCUGCUGCUGGCACCCGAACCCUCUGAGAGCUUCCGCUGCUUCCCACUUGAAUGCAGAUCGACCAUAAGUGGCAUCGCCAGUGCUUGUCAUGUCGUGCCAGGAGCCAGUGAGACCAGCUGAUGGACAGGAAAACCCCACCUGCAGUUCCUGCCCUCUGCCCACCGAGAAAAAUGAGCCGCUGCCCAGCGUGGGGCCCGUCUACCACAACAUGGUCUACCCAGACUUCUUCCCGACCACCCACCUCCCGCCCGGCAGCUACCUCUCAGCCGGCUACCCCCCUGGUCUUGAGGAAGAGGAGGAGGAACUCAGGGUGAAGAGGAAGCUUCGCACCCUGGGGUAUUGCCAGGGAGCCUCUGGAAUAGGAAGCAUCACGCUCGGAAUCCUGGUGGUGCUGGCAUCGCGGUGGUACAUCAGUUUUGUCAUCAUGCUGGGGACCCCCUGGUGGACCGGCCUGUUUGCCGCAGUUUCGGGAAUCAUGGCCCUGGGAGUCCGGAAUUCCCCGCACAACUCCGUGACUAUUGGCUGCCUGGUGAUGAAUGUUAUCAAUGGGAUCGCCUGUAUCCCAGCCACCAUCCUGUAUGCCCUCAGUGUGGAAUUCUACACCUGCUGGGGCUUCUUCUGCUUCUUAUUCUACUGGGAGUCCCUCAUCGCCCUCAUGAUGAUCACUCUCCUCCUCAACUGUAUCUUCUCCCUCUCUGUCUCUGUCUUUGUGAUUGUCAUUAACUGCAGGAAACUGCGCUGCUGUACAGGCCAUUCGCCUUCGACAAUGAUCGUUGUUCAGGCCGCGCCCCCCGCGCUGGACCGACCGACACAGCCGUGUUCCUCCAGCAGCUACCCACCGGAUGAGCUGCCUCCAGCGUACACGGCCUCCCCAGUACAGGCUGUCUACAACGUCCCCGUCUAGGUCAGUAGCUGCCAGC